This is a messenger RNA of Babesia bovis T2Bo, 701 nucleotides long. Its product is annotated as putative 60S ribosome subunit biogenesis protein NIP7. The record is from RefSeq and is a predicted model, not a curated record. Gene Ontology annotation, cellular component: nucleus; nucleolus; preribosome, large subunit precursor. The transcript is spliced from 6 exons. Bases 96 to 638 code for a protein of 180 amino acids. Lineage: Eukaryota; Apicomplexa; Aconoidasida; Piroplasmida; Babesiidae. Gene Ontology annotation, biological process: ribosome assembly; ribosomal large subunit biogenesis. Gene Ontology annotation, molecular function: RNA binding.
UAGAAAUGCUAUUUUAGAAAUAUAAGUACUAAUUUUAUGCGGCCAAAGUUCCGCCAUACUUAUUUAGUAACCUAUAUCGCAACCACGGCUUCACCAUGCGUCCUCUGAGCGAGGAUGAAGCUCAACUGGUUUUCCAGAAGCUUGCUGCAUACAUCGGCAAUAAAGUUGUGGAUAUGGUUAAUGAUGGUGAUUCUGGAUCACCGUUUGUCUUCAGGCUUCACCGUGAGCGGGUGUACUACAUGAGCGAAUCCAUACUGAAGUACAGCGGAUGUAUCAGCCACAAGAACCUGAUAUCUGCUGGAGUAUGCCUGGGCAAAUUUACCAAGUCGAAGCAAUUCCGACUUCACAUCACCGCUUUACAUUACCUGGCACAUUACUCAAAGAGCAAGGUCUGGUUGAAAACGGGUGAACAGUCGUUUGUAUAUGGCAACAAUGUAGCCAAGAAACACAUUGGCCAAAUGAGUGAAGACAUUCCUCAAAAUGGCGGUGUUGUUGUUAUGUACAACAACCUACCCCUUGGCUUCGGGGUCACUUCCAAGUCAACGGAGGCCUUGAAAACAUCGCUUCCCGAUGAUGUCGCUGUCUUCCACCAGGCUGAUAUUGGUGAAUACUUACGUCACGAAGCUGAAAUCAUUUGAUAUCCAUUCCUGUCGUGGUACAUAGAGUCAUUGGUACAAACCAGUAUUAAUCUAUUUACACAU